AUGGCUUCAAGUUCAGCAGAGGCUGAUUCCGAAGAUCAACGCUUCGAGGAAAUUGCGUUGAAGCUGCUAAAGAGUUUAGAUGAAGCGUAUGAGAGUCUUUACGGAGCGGAGUUUUUCACGUCGGUUUUUUUGAAGCCCGUAACGUAUCCCACUUCCAACUGCCGUGCAAGCGCUCGUCGUGCUGUUGCUGAAGAAACGCAACCGAAGAACGAAUCUGGAAAGAAGUCAAAGACGAAUACCGUUCCGUUCGGUAACCAACUAGCAAGCGCGCUCCGUGUACUGCUCCAGUACUGUGCAACGAGGAGCCUAGAGGCUUUUUUGCGUGAUCUCACAAAACUCUUGAAUGAUCAGAAACUAUUCUCGAACAUUCUUUGCCAGUACGUACUGGAAAAUGUUUUGAAGCGGCUACUACUUCUCAGACAACGACGUGUUCAAGGAUUCGCGAGCUCCACUGCAGGCGCUGAACUCGAGACCUUCGUGGCUGUCUCGGUACUCGGCAGCAGGGGUCCCAGCGACAGCUCAAAUAUCUUCCAGGAGAGGAACGACUCCAGUCGACGGCUUCUAGAAAGCUGUACCGUGGAAGAAUUUCGACAAGAAGAAACGGUUGUCGAACUUCUGAACGAGCUCGAGAGCGCUGACAGUCAGAUAGCACAGCAAAGCAGCGAGCAUAUACAUUCGGAAGAGGUGGUUUUGACCUGCGGGUAUUCGCCUUUAAUUAUGCAUUUCCUAUUAGAAGCUGGGAAAAAACGCCGUUUCAAGGUCUUCGUAUCUGAAGCUGCGCCAGAGUGCAGUGGUCACAGGCUAGCAAGCGAGCUUGCUGGGCGCGGUAUUGAUACGACGUUGAUUACGGACGCUGCAGUAUAUGCAAUUAUGGCUCGGGUGCACAAGCUGAUCAUCCGCGCCGAAGUAGUCCUUGCGGAGGGUUCCGUGAUCACGCGCCCAACGUGUCGCCUUGCUGCGGAUGCAGCGCGUGCGCACGCUGUUCCUGUCCUAGUUCUGACGGAGUUGCACAGGAUUUCUGAGCGGUUCCCUCAUGAUAUUUCCGCUAUCGAAAAAUCUUUUGUGCCCAGCACUCUGUUGCCAUAUGAAAGCAUUAGCCCGUUCCAAUCCAGAGUCGGAGUAAGUAAUCCGCGCUAUGCGAUCGUGCCGAGUUCGCAAGUCUCAAUUUUUGUCACGGAUAUUGGGAGCUUCUCGAGCAACUUUGCAUAUUAUCUGUUGCGUGAACUCUACGGAGCUCGCAAUCACGACGGAUUGGGUUAA
Messenger RNA from Cyanidioschyzon merolae strain 10D, 1260 nucleotides. RefSeq names its product eukaryotic translation initiation factor eIF-2B beta subunit. Lineage: Eukaryota; Rhodophyta; Bangiophyceae; Cyanidiales; Cyanidiaceae. Gene Ontology annotation, cellular component: eukaryotic translation initiation factor 2B complex. Gene Ontology annotation, biological process: translational initiation. The record is from RefSeq and is a predicted model, not a curated record. Bases 1 to 1260 code for a protein of 419 amino acids. The transcript has a single exon. Gene Ontology annotation, molecular function: guanyl-nucleotide exchange factor activity; translation initiation factor activity.